Molecule: messenger RNA, 4653 nt
Organism: Physella acuta
Lineage: Eukaryota; Metazoa; Mollusca; Gastropoda; Physidae
Product: serine-rich adhesin for platelets
Biological process (GO): regulation of transcription by RNA polymerase II
Molecular function (GO): DNA-binding transcription factor activity, RNA polymerase II-specific; RNA polymerase II cis-regulatory region sequence-specific DNA binding
Source: RefSeq, a predicted model, not a curated record
GUAUUCAACAGAAAAAUACGUUAGAAUGUCCUUACAUUACCUAUGCCGUGAAUUGUCAACAAAAAGAUAGCAAAACGGAUAUUAUGUUCUGUCCUUUGUCAGAAACUAUGAAACAAUUAUCGGAUAUUAAGAUGGAGACAAAAAUCAUGUGUUGUUCAGUAGGGAAUGACAUGGAGAGGGAUGCUGUGGAAUCAUUGUUGUCUAUAUCUCAAGGCGUUAAGAGACCUGUUUUUCUGGAAAAUCAGGAGGAGUCGCACAGAAGCAGUUCUGAUUGUUUAAAAAACCAAAUUAAAAGAGAAAGCACUUUAGAACAGCUUCUAAAAGGAAAAUGUUUAGAGAACUACAGUCGUCUUUGUACGCCUGAUCAAACAAGCAAAAAAGUUUCUGUCAUUGUUUCUCCAGCACCUUCGUUUUCUUCUACCAGUACCUCAAAGACAUGCAACAAUCAAUCCAGCACUACCUCAACAUCAUCAAAAAUAUUUCUGGGGCACAAACGGAGAAUUCAGGAAAUGUGUGAAGACAUGAUGUCAGAAAAUUUCUCACGGCUUCCAGCAAAAUCUAAACGCUGUUCAUCCCCUGAGCCAGGAUCAAAGUCUGAGACUGUAGACGAAGCUCUAGAUCUUUCUUUAUCUCUGAGCUCAAAGAGCAGCUUUGAAACACACUUAGAACAGUGUGAACAGAUGAGGCCUCUCUCACCGUCUACACCAAUGUCUAGUUUUGGUAGGUGUGGCUGUGAAACGUGUAUUUUAGACUCCCACCGACCAAUUACUCCCUACUUCACAGAGGAUUUACCUCGUUGUCUUACACCUUUAGACCCAGGGCCUAGCACUGACUUUGCUACGGACAAUUUUAACUCUGAUUCCCAGUCACAGUUUUCUCACCAAGAUAAUAAUGAUGAUGAGGAUGAAGAUACCACUGAUGAUGAUAGUGAAGUUUCUCAGCCUCCUGUUAGAUUCUUUCUUCAUCAAACCUCUGUAGACUCUGAAUCCGGCUAUACCAAAGCACCAGCUUCCCCUCACAAACCUGUGUCAAGCCUAACAGAUAAACAUUUCAAGACAAAAUCAAAUCCUUUUUCUCCUAUUAAACCUGCAGAGUAUACACAAGGAAGAGUGAGAGCUAAUUCUUACUCAGGAGAUGGGCAUGACUAUAAAAACUAUUCAGAAACAAAAACAGAUGGUAGGGAAACAGUCCUGCGAGCCCCAUGUUCUUCUGAUUUUAAUAAAUCUGUUAAAACUUCUGCUUAUUCACAAGAAAGAAGCCAACAAGAUGCUGGUGGUAGUAGUUCCAUGAAUUAUUCACUACCAGCAAAUGCCCCUACUGUUUUGAACACAAAUUUUAAACAAUACAGACCCCAGCUUUUCGGCUCUGCUGGUCCAUCAGAUAAUUGCCAUGAACUUGCAUCUCUCCUGAGAUCUUCCCUGGCUCCACUGCCUCUUACAAUCACAUCCAACACCAGUCCGCUGCAGAUAGCCAAGCAACAUCCAAUUCAUUUGCUGAAGUCCAACUCUGCACCCAGUGUUGUUGGCAGUAGCAGUUCAUCCCUGAGUGCUGGAAACCACAUCCUUCUAACACCUCAUUCAUUUGACCAGCAGUCACAAAUGUCAGUUGCUCUAUCUACAUCUCAUGUGGUCCCAUCAGCUAGUAAUGAAGCUGCACUUAUAACUGUAAAUAAAACAUCUUCUCUGGCUCAGCUUAAAACUGAAGAGUUGGGAACAAAACCACCUAAGACAGGUGAAACUGAAAAUAUUGCAGUGAGGCCUAAUCUCAAUAUAACUCAAGCACCUGUGAUCAUUGUGCCAUCAGAUAAAACAAGUGUCCCGCUGUUGCAGAUUUCACAUCAAGGUUCUGCUCAGACACCACCCAUUGUCCAGGUGUUUGUGUUCAGUUCGGUGAACGCCCCCACGCAACCCCUGGCAGCCAAGGUAUCAGACAAUUUUCAUCCCAUAGCCCCAGCUCCAGUUCUGCUCCCUAAUGUUGAAAACAGGUGUGACAUGGGAUACUUAACUGAUCUUCGUAGGCGAACUCACAAGUGUCAUGUUCAGGACUGUGGGAAGACUUACUACAAAAGUUCACAUCUUAAAGCACACAUUCGAACACACACAGGUGAGAAACCAUUUGUUUGUGAUUGGGAAGGAUGUACCCGAAGCUUUGCGAGGUCUGACGAGAGAUCACGACAUGUUCGCACGCACACAGGUGAAAAGAAGUUUGAAUGCAACAUUUGUCAGCGUCGGUUUAUGCGCAGCGAUCACCUGGGAAAACAUCUGAAGCGCCACAACAGUGUUAAAAAGUCUGGAUCCUGGCGAAAAAGUUGUACUUUCAACAGUGGUGAAAAUUCUGUAUCGUCACCAUGUGACUCGUCUGAGGCUACUGUGUAGCCAAUGUACCAGUUAUUAAAAUAUAUGAUACUUUGCGUCAGACUGCUCUAUCUGGCUUGAGUACAACAUUUUGACAAAUGUUUUCUUCUUGAUUAAUGAAGAGUUUCCUUUGGUAAAUAUGUAUAAAUUAAGGCUAUUUUUAACACACAUAAGACAUUAUUUAUCUACUUUGUAUUUUUAUUGUAUUCACUUUGAUACAACACGUAAUUAAUAUUUAAAGGGUACCUUAGAAAUAAUAUUUUAGUUUGAAACCUGAACCCAUUUUGUGUUAACCUAAUUGUAUAAAAUAUACAUGCUAGACAUCAGCCAAUUUUUAAAAAUGUAACAAUUAGCAUUUGUUACUUGAAACUUAAUGUUUUUAAAAUUAUUUUGGCACUAAUAGUUACAUUUUUUUCCACAUAUACUAGUAUUAGGUUUUUUAUAACACAGUUUUGGAAAGUACAGUGUAAAUAUAUUUUUAAAUGUUCUGCGUGUUAUUUAUUUGUAUGAUCUCAUUCAACCAAAAAUGAGAUAUCAAAAUUGUUUUAAAUUUUAGUUUGAAAUAUUUUUAAAUGCAUGUUUCAAUGCAUAUUUAGACUUGUUUUAAAAACAGUUAAUACAUUCAAUCACAUUGUUGUAUGUAAUCAAGUCCAUAUUAAAUAGGAAUACACCAUUAGUAUCAUCUGUAUAUAUUCUCAUCUAUUUAUAUAUCAUAAAUAAAUACUUUUGUAAAGAUCAUUAUCAUAUCUACUUUUUAUAUACAAUAUUAACUACUUACGGAACAUGAUUUAUUUCAUGGUGCUAUAUUGGUCUUGUUUCAAAGACAAGUAUUAUAAUUUAUAUUAAAUGUGUGAUUUUAAAUGUUUACUAUAUUUGAAUGACAUAGUAGAUAUGACUCCUCAGUUGAGUCCAAGAAAUAUGGCUGAAUCACUUAUUUCUUGCAUAAGAGUGUUAGAGUAUUUAACUUUGAGCCUGUGUAUAAAUGUCUGUACAAUUGGGGUGUUCCUCAACAUUCCAACUCUGAGCGGUUGUUUUUCCCACAUAUUUGCAUUUGAACAAAUACCAAAAUUGAUCUCUGGUUUAUUUUUUUUUAAUUGACAUUAGAUAUUUUUUAGGUUUAAUUGUUUUCUUUGGCAUUUUCUUUUGGUUAGGUUUAUUUUUAAUUAAUUAAUUCAUUCAUUUUUUUAAAAUUACAAACAAAACAUUUAAGCAUUGAAUAUUGUUUCAGUUUAUUUUUAAAAUGAUUAAAUCUAAAUCACUAAAUCUCCACUUUUCUUUGACUUUACUCAGCAUUACACUCAGUACAUAAGAUAGCUUUCCAUUGCCUUAGAAACUAAAGCAGAUAUUUAUGCAGCAGAACUGUCAUCUAUUGACCCAAAUACUCACACAAACAGUAUGGGGUAAAUGCUUACACAUUCACAUUUUUUAAACAAACUGAAUGGGGUAAAUGUUUACACUUACACAUUCAAAUUUUUUUAAACCAAUCCUGUUACAGUUGUUGUACAGUUCCAUUCAUUUUUAAAGAAAGUUUUGUUUUAAUUAUAUGUCAUCCAACCAGUGAUCGCAGUAAUUGUUACAUUAUUCUAUUGUGAUAUGUUUAUUUUUAAAAUUAUUGUUAUAUAUUUAUUUGUAUGUUGACCUCACGUAGUUAUUUUAUUAAUUAAAGCAUUUUUAUAAGCAAGAGCUAGUGAAUAUUGUAAUAAAAAAAAUAGAUACAUCUGAUAAUUAUAGAAAAAAAUGUCAUUCGUAAAGCUAUUCUAUUCUACAUAUAAUGUGAAAACGUCCCAUGCCUCUAUUGCUGCUAAUUAAAUAUAUCAAAUUGUCAAACUUUUUUUUAAUGUUUGGAUUUUGCCCUACAAUCAAAUAAUUUGUAACUUAUCCUCUAGUCAAAUUUUACAACUAAAAUAUUAAUUAGUUUAAACAUCAUAUUUAUAUUUAUUCAUUAUUGUUGUAGUGCAAAAAGGGAGUCAACUAGGCCUAGUUAUUAGUUGUUUAUUGUUAAUUAUUCUACAUACAUGCCUUUAGGUUUGUAAAUAGUUCUUAAGGUAAAAAGAGAAAGUAAAAGUACCUCAACAAAUUGCAAGCUGGGUUUUUCUAUUAGCAUCAAUAGCUUAUCUCUUUAAAAAAAAAAACGGUAUGAAACAAACAAAAAUAUUUACAGCACAUUUAUUACCAGGAGCAUUGACCUAGAUUAGCAACAAGUGUUAUUUUUAGAAUGUGACCUACAUUAUGUCUAGUCUGUAUUUAAAUGUUUUUUGUUGUUAUUUUUAAUAAAUUAACGAUUAUUUUCAGAAACUGA